CGACUUUCGCUGUGCAUAUCGAGUUAUCUGCCAUGGCACCUGUCGUCGAAAUCGUCUACAUCCCCUCAUCGGAGAAGUAUCGCAAUGAUUCGAACCUCCUAGACGACGUCUGCGAGUACACGAAGAAGGCAAAGGGCUGUUUGGGUGUUUACCACGGUCUACAACAUGAGGACAACAAAACGCUGUAUCUGGUCGUUGAGGCUCACUAUGAGCUCAUCAACGACAAAGUCAUAUACCCACAGCUGCAAGAGAAGCUCAAGCCCUGCGUCGAGGGCGGCUCGCUGCACGUUUUGAACAUGUUCCACGUCCCCUUGAAUGCGUCGCCCGCACCGGCUCUGAAUGCCAAGGCCACGUCCUUCGCGCACAUACACAAGCUCGGCAGCGGCAAGUCGUUCUCGGACAUACAGCCGCACCUGUCGCAAGCAUCGGCGGCGAACGGCGUCAAUGGCGCGCACGGAGGGGCGUACGGAAAACUUGUCGAGCGUGACGAGUAUGUCGCGCUCAUCGGCUGGGACACCGUCGAGCUUCAUCUCAAAGCCAUCAACGACAACAGCGCUUUUGCGGACGCUGUCAAUGCGGUUCGUGGAAUCGCAAGUGAGAUUACCGUCAAGCAUGUGGAGCUCAAGACGUACUUCGAAUACGAGAAAUGAAUAUAAGUAUCUGUCUAAGCAAAUAGG
Messenger RNA from Phanerochaete carnosa HHB-10118-sp, 677 nucleotides. RefSeq lists its product as uncharacterized. The transcript has 4 exons. Lineage: Eukaryota; Fungi; Basidiomycota; Agaricomycetes; Polyporales; Phanerochaetaceae. The coding region runs from base 33 to 650 and encodes 205 amino acids. The record is from RefSeq and is a predicted model, not a curated record.